Anopheles cruzii is the source of this 1894-nucleotide messenger RNA. RefSeq names its product probable ATP-dependent RNA helicase DDX55 homolog. The transcript has 2 exons. Bases 34 to 1872 code for a protein of 612 amino acids. The record is from RefSeq and is a predicted model, not a curated record. Gene Ontology annotation, cellular component: nucleolus. NCBI's taxonomy places the organism in Eukaryota, Metazoa, Arthropoda, Insecta, Diptera, Culicidae. Gene Ontology annotation, molecular function: ATP binding; RNA helicase activity; nucleic acid binding.
UGAGAUUUUCGGUAAAAGUUCGGAUUCGGCGAAAUGGCACGACCAGCCUCAAAAUGGGGCGCUCUGUCCACACCCUUAAGCGAGCCGGUUCUGGAAGUGAUCAAGGGUCUUGGUUUCGAGAAAAUGACCCCUGUGCAGGCGGCCAGUAUUCCGUUGCUUCUGUCGUACAAGGAUGUGGCAGCGGAAGCCGUGACCGGAUCCGGCAAAACGCUGGCGUUUGUGGUUCCCUUGCUGGAGCUGUUGCUGAAGCGACAGAAAACCGCCGCCUGGAAGCGAAAUGAAAUUGGGGCCCUCAUCGUUUCGCCGACCCGCGAGUUGGCCACACAGAUCGACCAAGUGUUGGGAGCGUUCCUUAGUCACGAUCAGUUGGGAAGUUUUCGAAAGAAGCUCGUCAUCGGUGGCAACUCGGUGGAAGAUGACGUCAUAUCGAUCAUGCAGGACGGUACAAACAUACUCGUUGCCACGCCGGGCCGUUUGCAGGAUCUGUUCGAGCGUACCGGAGACCUUAACCUGGCGGUGAGGGUGAAGAGCCUGGAGCUGCUCGUUCUGGAUGAGGCCGAUCGGUUGCUGGAUCUGGGCUUUGAGGCAACGAUCAACACCAUUCUGGGAUAUUUGCCUCGCCAACGCCGUACGGGACUGUUUUCCGCGACGCAAACGAAAGAGGUGAAGGAUUUGAUGCGCGCCGGUCUCCGCAAUCCGGUGUUAGUGAGUGUGCGCGAGAAAGCGUCCACCAGUACACCGAAGCGGUUGCAAAAUUACUACGUCGUUGUUGAGCCGGACAUGAAGCUGACCGCGAUGCUUGAAUUCAUACGCAGCCGCCAGAUCCGGAAGGCGAUGGUUUUCUUUCCCACGUGCGCUUGCGUCGAGUAUUGGGCCGUUGCCAUGGGAACGCUCGUGAAGCCGAUGGCCGUUAUGGCACUCCACGGUAAGAUGAAAUCACAGCGAAUACGCAUCCUGAAGGCAUUUCGCGACGCCGACAGUGCGCUGCUACUGUGCACCGAUCUGCUAGCUCGCGGAAUCGACAUUCCCGAGGUGGACUGGGUGCUGCAAUGGGACCCACCGUCGAAUGCGGCUGCUUUCGUCCAUCGUGUCGGUCGUACCGCACGCCAAGGGUCGGAUGGGAACGCUCUACUGAUGCUGCUACCGUCGGAGGAUGCGUACGUCGACUUUCUGACGCGCAACCAAAACGUUGCCCUGAAACAACUGAAGCUGCAGACGAAACAGUGCGACGCCGACAGUGCACUGGCCACGUUGCACCGACUGCAGACGGAAGAUCGAGCACGGUUCGAUAAAGCGAACCGUGCUUUCGUGUCGCACAUUCAGGCGUACAGCAAACACGAAUGCAAUCUGAUACUGCGCGUAAAGGACCUCGACCUGGGCCGGGUGGCCACCAGCUAUGGGCUGCUGCAGCUACCGCGAAUGCCCGAAAUGAAAGCCCACUUCAGCGAGUCGUUCCGGGGCCCGGAUCCGGCGGUGGACAUUUGGAAGCUCCGGUACAAGGACAAACAGAAGCAGGCAUCGUUCGAGGGCAAAAUGAAAACCUACAACGAGACCGGCGAGUGGAAGGGCAAGAAAAAGCUGAUCAAAAAGAAGUCCGUUCCCUGGGAGCUGGCCAAUAAGGCGCGCGAGGAGCGCAAAGAAAAUCGCAAAAAGCGCCGGGAGCAGAAACAGAAACGGAAGGCGGCGGUCGUGGCCGGCGAAGCGGCACCGGUGGCCAAACGGAAGCGCCACAAGUUCACCCAGGAAGACCUGGACGAGCUCGCGAAGGAUAUUCGAAUGCUGAAGCAGCUGAAGCGGAAAAAAGUGACCGAGGAAGAGUGUGACGAUGAGAUGGGAUUGGAUGGUGACCAGUUUUCGGAUGAAUCGGAUUGAGCAGAAGCCGGGUGCGGAUUGU